Molecule: messenger RNA, 2043 nt
Organism: Sesamum indicum (sesame)
Lineage: Eukaryota; Viridiplantae; Streptophyta; Magnoliopsida; Lamiales; Pedaliaceae
Product: Ribonuclease III family protein
Biological process (GO): RNA processing; regulation of gene expression
Cellular component (GO): nucleus
Molecular function (GO): double-stranded RNA binding; ribonuclease III activity
Source: RefSeq, a predicted model, not a curated record
UCGGCUUUCAGUAUUUCAGCGACCUUUUCACAAAAAUCCAGUUUUGUCCCCUUAUCCCCAAAGCUCCGCGGCAGAAGAACCCUGCAAAAACCUCUUCAAUGGCUUCCCAAUUCAGAAUCAUUUUGCUAUAAAAUCUCACUUCACUAUCUUAUCUUCAAGAAACCCACUAAAAGUAUCUCAUUUUUCAUCUUUCAGAUGGAGCUAUAUUCAUCUUUUCUAUCACACUCCACACCAGACCUAUCCUUCUCCUCCUCACUCUCACCCUUCCCUUUUCAAACCCACCUCAAACUCCCCAAAAUCCUAUCAAAUUUCAACAUUUUAGCAGUAGCAGUCGACCCAAAAGAGCUCCCCCAAAACAGCCCCCAAAGACUCUUGAAAGAGCUAGCAGAGCGCAAGAAAGUAGUUUCGCCCAAGAAAAAGGCACCCCCGAAGAGAUUCAUCCUCAAACCUCCACUGGAUGAUGCAAAACUAGCUGAAAGAUUCCUCAACAGCCCCCAGUUGUCAUUGAAAUCGUUUCCUUUGUUGAGUUCUUGCCUGCCGUCGUCACGGUUAAACAAUGCUGAUAAAACCUGGAUGGAUGAGUAUUUGCUUGAGGCGAAACAGGCUUUGGGGUACCCUCUGGAGCCUUCAGAGAGUUACGGUGAUGACAAUCCAGCUAAGCAAUUCGAUACAUUGCUGUAUUUGGCAUUUCAGCACCCGCAUUGUGAGAGGACUAAUGCGCGGCAUGUGAGGUCGGGGCAUUCACGGUUGUGGUUCUUGGGGCAGUAUGUGCUGGAGAUGGCAUUGUGUGAUUUCUUCUUGCAGCGAUAUCCAAGGGAAUCCCCUGGGCCGAUGAGGGAGAGGGUUUAUGCUCUCAUAGGGAAGAGGUUUUUGCCCAAGUGGAUCAAAGCUGCUAGCUUGCAGAAUUUGAUUUUUCAGUAUGAUGAUAUGGACAAGCUCAUUAGAAAAGAUCGAGAGCCACCGGUGAAAUCUGUGUUCUGGGCCCUUUUUGGGGCAAUCUAUUUGUGCUUUGGCAUGCCAGAAGUAUAUCGUGUUCUUUUUGAAGUAUUUGGAAUGGACCCAGAGGCUGAAGAUUGCCAGCCUAAACUGAGGAGACAGCUUGAGGAUGUAGACUAUGUUUCUGUUGAGUUUGAGAGCCGAAAACUGAAUUGGCAAGAUGUUGCUGCUUAUAAGCCUCCAGAAGACGCUCUCUUUGCUCAUCCUAGACUUUUCAGAGCAUGUGUUCCACCUGGAAUGCAUCGCUUCCGUGGAAAUAUAUGGGAUUAUGAUAGUAGACCUCAAGUCAUGAAAACACUUGGAUACCCCUUGCCUAUGGUGGAUAGGAUUCCUGAGAUCACUGAAGCCAGGAAUAUCGAGCUUGGACUAGGGCUGCAGCUCUGUUUCCUGCACCCAUCAAAAUACAAGUUUGAACAUCCACGAUUUUGUUUUGAGCGUCUGGAAUAUGUGGGUCAAAAGAUUCAGGACCUUGUAAUGGCCGAGAGGCUACUCAUGAAGCAUCUAGAUGCUCCUGGAAGGUGGUUACAAGAGAAGCACCGCCGGGUGUUAAUGAACAAGUUCUGUGGAAAGUACUUGAGGGAGAAAUAUCUCCAUCGCUUCAUCAUUUACAGCGAGCAGGUGCAAGAUGCAUAUGAGCACAACCGAAGGUUGAGAAAUCCAGCAACAACCUCUGUUCAACAAGCCAUUCAUGGGCUUGCAUAUGCUGUUUAUGGGAAGCCGGAUGUUAGGCGCCUCAUGUUUGAGGUUUUUGACUUUGAACAGAUCCAGCCUAAGGUUGUAUAAAGAUCAAAGUUCACCACAUGAUAUAUUCAACAUCCACAGGAUAUAUGAAACAUCUGCAUAGUGAUAUACCCUAGUAUGAUGAGGAGCAGAUAGUUUGUACAGGUUAUAUAUUUAUAAUGUUGGUGGAGAAUUCUAAUUUGUGUAAACUAUCCACAUUCUAUGCGUGUAGAAGAUCAGUGAUCAAUAUUUGCUCAUGGUAAUGCACAUCUCUAAAGUCAUUGGCGAAUGAUCAAGAAUCAGGAAUAAAUGAAGUUUCCUUAUUUA